Messenger RNA from Exophiala aquamarina CBS 119918, 1632 nucleotides. RefSeq lists its product as uncharacterized. Bases 1 to 1632 code for a protein of 543 amino acids. The transcript has 2 exons. The record is from RefSeq and is a predicted model, not a curated record. Gene Ontology annotation, molecular function: oxidoreductase activity, acting on paired donors, with incorporation or reduction of molecular oxygen; heme binding; iron ion binding. Lineage: Eukaryota; Fungi; Ascomycota; Eurotiomycetes; Chaetothyriales; Herpotrichiellaceae.
AUGUCUGAGUUUCUAUUGAAACUAUGGCUGUUGGCAUCCAGCAUAAUAAUGAUAGCAUCUGCUGUUUCCUAUUACUUCAACCGAAGCAGCAAGCAACCUUUAACAGGCAUCCCAUGGCUCAACACCAAAGAAGGUGAACUAUUUACCAUACUGAGAUCACGAUUUCGCUCACUCGCCAAUUUCAAGCAGACCAUUGAUGCCGCAUAUGAAAAAUAUUCCAAGCAGGAGUUGUCAUGCAUUCUACCAAGUCUUGCUGAUGCAACGAUUCUACUCCCUGUCUCGCAUAUCACCUGGCUUAUCAACCAACCAGAGACUGUCUUAAGCGCCACUGAACCUCAUGUCGAACAGCUACAAACACAGUUUACAUUUGUACAUCCUUGGAUUGUCCAAAAUCCCGUCCAUCACGAUGUUAUCACGACGGAGCUCACACGCCGGAUAAGCUCUCUAACGACGCCGAUUAUGGAGGAAAUCGCUGCAGCAUUCGAUGAAUUAUGGGGAACGGACACCGUUGUGUGGAAGGAUGUGUGUGUUUUCGACACUAUCAUGCAGGUUGUCGCUCGAGCCAGCAAUCGUGCUUUUGUUGGCCUUCCCUUGUGUCGCAAUCAAGCCUUGUUGGAUCAUGCUAAGGGAUUCGCCCAAGCUGUACCCUUAGCUGCAGUUGUCCUCUGUCAAUUGCCUGCCGUUAUUCGACCAGUGGCAGCAUCAUUCAUUGCUCACCCUAACCGAAAGCACACCAGGGGUUUUGCUAAAAUUCUCCACCCAGAGAUCGAACGGCGGAAACGUCUGCUUGAUGCACCAAAUGGCAAGGUCGAAAAGAAGAUUGGUGAUGCCGAAUCGAAUGACUUCCUACAAUGGUCAUUGGCUCGAGCGCGCAGCAAUUCUCAGAGGGCAGAGUACGACUCUGAUAUCAUAGCCGAGCGGCUGCUCGCACUGAAUUUCGCUGCCAUCCAUACAUCGACCUUCAGCAUGACAAACGUCAUCUUUGAUCUACUAGCCGCUACAUCGUCCCAAGACUACCUCUAUCAACUCCGACAUGAAGCCAAUACGGCACGUGAGUCCAACAAUGGCGUCUGGACCAAAAAAGGGCUUUCGAAAAUGUAUAAGAUGGACUCUGCCUUACGAGAAUCCACACGACUUGGCUCCUUCCUCGGUAAGGGGCUAGUACGCAAGGUCAUGGUACCCCAUGGCCUUACUACCCCUAAUGGAACUCACUGUCCAUAUGGAAGCAUGAUAGCCGUACCUAGUAACGGUGUGCAUAACGACCCAGAGUAUUAUCCAGAUGCCGCCGUAUUCAGGCCCUUCCGGUUCUCCUCUGAGCGGCUGUCCAAUGGCACUGAAGAAGACGAUGUCAGCUCUGAAGAUGAGAGGACACACUCGGACGGCUACAUUCGCAAAGCAAACUUGAGCUUUGUGAGCACAUCACCUUCCUACCACCCCUUCGGCCAUGGCCGACAUGCCUGCCCAGGACGAUUCUUUGCUGCGAACGAGUUGAAGCUGAUGCUUUCGUACAUGCUACUGAAUUACGAGUUCGAAUCACUCGGCGAGAGACCAGAGAGUAAAUGGAUCGGCUCAAGCCUGGUGCCGCCAAUGAAUGCAACAAUAAAAAUUCGAAGAAAGGCAUUUACAUCUUGA